UACAAAGAUCCAUAAAUGGAGCCGGACGGACCAGGAGUGGCAACCAACCAGACUUGAAAUGCACCAGAUACAUUGAGCGAAGAGAACACAGAGAUCAGAGAGCAAGAUAUUUACCGAAUUCGGCUAUGAACAGAGGAACAGAUCAAGCAAGAAUCUGAAGAUAUUAAUGUUCAGCUAUUUGAGAACAUUUAUUUUAGAAUGCUUAAGAUAAAAUUCAAGUGGGAUGCAAAAGCUUGAAUCGGCUUGCUUCUCAAUAAUUACAGAUACUCGAGAUUAGCUAAAGAGAUUUCCAAGAUUAAGAUACCCAAAAUGGCUCGCAUUGGAUUAUUCCAAGCUGACUUUGGAAAUAAACACUUCAGAAACUUUGUUAUAAAAUCUGCUCCAACUGCUACUGAGGACUUUAGUAUAUAUAAAAUGAGGAGAGAGAAGAAACUCAGAUAUUUGAAUCUACUUUUCAGUCGUUCUAUUACUAAAUCCAAGCAAUUUCUAAUGCAUGAUUUCAGAAACAUCAACUUAAAGCAAUUGAAAAGGUUGUUUGUAUCGAUCAAGCAUAUAGAUUCUUUCGCUAUCAUCGACUCUACAUUCUCUCUACCAAGUGAUCUUGAUUUUUCAGAUAUAUUCAGAGGAACAACCCUUAAAAGACUCACCUUUAAAUCUUGAGAUAUAACCAAUCACGACAGCGCAGAUGAAAGUCUUCAUACACUCGACAGCCUCAUUUCAGGGUUGGCAAAAUCGCCUGAUCUUAAGAAGAGCCUCGAGUCGAUGAACAUCAGCAGUUCGAGACACUCUAAUGAGCUUUGUGAAGAGACUCUGGCGAAAUAUGGAUUUCCUGUUAAAUAGUACACACAUCCAACAUCCUUGUCUUCUGGCUUCUCAUUCUGUGACCAAUGAAAUCCUCGAGAUAGCAAAGGUUGGCUUAAAAACAUAGCUUUGCUGACUACAGACAUUACUUAGUCUUCAUCAAUGUGCUUUCUCUAAGUCCUUAGGACAACCUGUGCUUAGGUCGAUCCAUUCACAGAGGGGCUAAUAAAGCAGGCUUUCAAAGAUAAAGAGGGUGACAUCACUGACCAAGAAACUCAUGGUUCCACAUCCUCUGAUAUGAAUAAUGAGUUAGAAGAUUCUAAAUUUAGAAGACUAGCUCGGAUUGUAUGGUGCCUCUUUCCUCGUGUGAUGAGCGUAUCAGGAUAAAAUAGGGAAGGGCUAUUC
Moneuplotes crassus is the source of this 1206-nucleotide messenger RNA. The record is from the annotation of a GenBank genome assembly. NCBI's taxonomy places the organism in Eukaryota, Ciliophora, Spirotrichea, Euplotida, Euplotidae.